Molecule: messenger RNA, 1049 nt
Organism: Neurospora tetraspora
Lineage: Eukaryota; Fungi; Ascomycota; Sordariomycetes; Sordariales; Sordariaceae
Product: PRELI-like family-domain-containing protein
Exons: 1
Coding region: 180-887 (235 amino acids)
Biological process (GO): phospholipid transport
Cellular component (GO): mitochondrial intermembrane space
Molecular function (GO): phosphatidic acid transfer activity
Source: RefSeq, a predicted model, not a curated record
ACCAACCCAUCUGCCCGAGCCUAGCUUCGAACCGUGCUCCCUAUAUACCUUCAGCCCUAGGAACCGGUUAUCCGAAACCCGAGCACUCCAUAGUCCGAUCCCAUCGUUGGGCAAGUCGAUACGUACCGAAAUCUCCCGCACCGCAUUAGCAACGAGCCUUACCCUCUUCCUCAGUCAAAAUGGUUCUCACGCACACUACCAACCAUACCUAUAGCCAUCCUUUCCCGACCGUCACGCUCGCCUUCUUCCUCCGGUACUGCUCCCCGCAGCUCAAUCCCUUCUCCCAGCAUGUCAUGAGCACCGACACCCUCUCUUCGCAUGUCGACCCGGCCACCGGCCGUCUACACACGACUCGCAUCCACCUCAAGAAGUCGCGCAUGCCACCUGCUAUCAUGAAGAUGCUCCCCACCAGCAUUACCGGUGGUGCCACGACCGAGAAGGCGUCCUAUAUCCUGGAGACCAGCGUUGUGGACAUGAAGGAGGGCUGGAUGUCGACCGAGAGCCGGAACCUGAACUUUGCUGGCGUUCUGUCGGUGGUGGAGAAGCAGAUCUAUACGAUCCCGAAGAACACUAAUGAUUAUGGAAAUACGACCGAUGUUGCCACGACGGUGGUAUUUCGAUCUCGCUUUGGAGAACGGAUUCGCGAUAAGCUGGGUCACUUGCACGCGCACGAAGUCGAACAAGAGAAAGGCGGCUUCUUUUCCCGGCUUGGUGCCCAUGGUAUCCAACGGAGCAUUGAGAGUCUGGCGUCAAAGAAGACCCAGGACCAACUUGGCAAGAGCCGAGAGGGCAUGAAGCUGAUCCUCGAGCGCCUUCGCCAGUCGGGCAUAAUGGGCGUCCUGGAGCUCAGGAAGAUGGCAAGGGAACGCAACAUGGAGAGAGCUUGAACGGAUUGCUGGGCUUGAGCGAUGAUGACCGUCUAGCCGUCCGUGCUCUGGGGUCUUUUCAAAGUUUAUGCUUACUUGCCCUUGCCGCGCGGCCUUUGUCCGUUGAGCGUCUGCGAGACGUACUCGGCCCUGUUGUCCGCUAUAUCUGGCGCUCGAACUUCG